UGCGAGAAUGACAUCGAGUCCAUGGUAGAAGAAUCGCAGAAGAAAACCCAUCAGUCAUCUAUGGUUAUUGCCAGCCAGCUUGGCGGCCUUGUGGUUUCCAUGGGACCAAAAGGCAGUUUUACGAUGAUGGAAAAAUGCAGCCUUGAACAAGCAGAGCUCAUCAGUGACUCCUUAAAAAUGGCAUUGGCGGAAGGAGCUCAUGGCUGUGUAGAAAACCAAAUAUCUGAAAGUCUCUUGCUGACAGAUGAUCUUCACGCACAGAUAUGUUUGGAACUACCAGGAAAGGUAACAGAAGAAGCCAAAAAAGCGCUGGUUUGUCUGACAACUUCAUUCAAGGCAUUCAUGAAGAAAAUCUCAUCAAUGUGGGAACUGCUCACUUUAAGUAAAAGACCCAUUCCUGAUGAUCUCCCCGACAAGUUGUUUCUGCUGUGUCAAACGUUAUUUUCCUUGUUGACGGACCUACAGACCGGCUUGAAGCAAACGGUGGAAAUGACCCCGAAACACUUAAAAGCUUGGAACACUCCGGACCUGCAGAUUCUCAAGCCGCACCUCCAGUCACUUCCCAAAGCCGCUGAGACUUUGACGAAAACUUUGCACAUUCUGUGUGUGGAAGUUCAUCAAGAACUCCAAGAUCCCUCAGCCGAUGACUAUUGGGCUGCGAUGAAUAAGGAGGCAGAGAUGGCCGCCCAGGAGUUCUUGACCUCUGUGAAGGAGUUAUUGAAGCUGCUGGAAAGACUGCGUGGUGUCGAUUGUCCCGACUCGGGGAGCUGGAUACAAAAGCACAAAAAGAUGCCCCCGAGUGCACGGUGGGAGCCGUCCAUCCAGCUGUGGGCGAGGAGCGGCACUGCUGUGCGUGACGUGGUCGCCAAAUUAAAUUAUCAGUCGUUAAGUCAGCAGGGCUGGAGCCCUGAGAACAGGAGGACCAUUUCGUGAGGCGCAGGCUUUUAACGUUCUUAAUAGAAAAGAGUUGCCAAAACACGAUGACCUUGAAUGCUAAAUUAUAUUUCGAAUAUCUCUCUCGAUUUGUGAAUAAUAGGUUGUUCUCUGGAGGAAAUGUUUAGAUUUUAUAUUUUGUGCUAUUUACACCUUUUGUAUGAUUUUUGUUUUUUUCUGUAGAUAUGUCAUUAUGUGUAGAUGUUAUUAGUAAAACUUCAUCAAAUACACCGUCACUUUCUAUAUAAGCACUUAUUUGGGUUUGGUUUGCUUCAGCUCUGAGUGACACAGUGCUUAAUUUGUGCUUCAACUGCCAGUAAUUGUACAUAUUUAGCUGUUUUAUUCCACUUAAAAAUAAUAAAAAAAAAAUUUAAAAAAAUUAAGACUAUUUUAAACAAAAUGUAUGAAUCAUUGAAUGUAGGGCGAUGGACUGCAUUUUGCAUGCUUAUGUGAAGUUGACGCCUUUUUAUAUAAAAGUGUGUAUAUAAAAAUGAAUUAU
Polypterus senegalus (gray bichir) is the source of this 1432-nucleotide messenger RNA. RefSeq lists its product as uncharacterized. The record is from RefSeq and is a predicted model, not a curated record. Lineage: Eukaryota; Metazoa; Chordata; Cladistia; Polypteriformes; Polypteridae. The transcript is spliced from 5 exons. Bases 22 to 933 code for a protein of 303 amino acids.